This is a messenger RNA of Diachasma alloeum, 694 nucleotides long. RefSeq names its product DNA-directed RNA polymerase II subunit RPB9 (gene RpII15). Gene Ontology annotation, biological process: transcription-coupled nucleotide-excision repair; DNA-templated transcription; maintenance of transcriptional fidelity during transcription elongation by RNA polymerase II. Gene Ontology annotation, cellular component: RNA polymerase II, core complex. Bases 200 to 583 code for a protein of 127 amino acids. Lineage: Eukaryota; Metazoa; Arthropoda; Insecta; Hymenoptera; Braconidae. The record is from RefSeq and is a predicted model, not a curated record. The transcript is spliced from 3 exons. Gene Ontology annotation, molecular function: zinc ion binding; nucleic acid binding; DNA-directed RNA polymerase activity.
AAUAUGGCGGAUUUACAAUGUGUUUACUUCCGGUUUUUGAGGGCCUAGGGAAUUUUAAUUCUGGCCAAUGGGCGGACGGGAUUUCGGGGGGAGCGCGCGGAUUGGCGGAGAUGGCGUGAUCGAUCCCGGGAAUUCAUGGUCAAUGUUUUGUGGCGGCGUCGGAAAGGAUUUUUUAUUGUUUGUUGAAACGUGAAGGAGCAUGGCUGGGUACGAUACACAUAAUGAUGGACCUGGGUUCGUGGGGAUCAGGUUCUGCCAGGAGUGCAAUAAUAUGUUGUAUCCCAAGGAGGACAAGGAGAAUAAAGUGCUGAUGUAUGCUUGCAGAAAUUGUGACUACAAACAACUUGCCGACAGCAACUGCAUUUACGUCAACAAGAUUAUGCACGAAAUUGAUGAAUUGACUCAUAUUGUUGCUGACGUUAUCUCUGAUCCAACACUCCCAAGGACUGAGGAGCACCCUUGUCCCAAGUGUAAUCAUCGAGAGGCUGUAUUUUUCCAGGCACAGACACGAAGAGCUGAGGAGGAAAUGAGACUGUAUUACGUCUGCACCUCUGUCCACUGCUCUCAUCGUUGGACUGAAUAAAACUCUCUCCAUCUUCUCUUAUAUUUAAUGACCACAUAAUUAAGGUUUUUCCAUUAGUUUAAACUCUCCUGUAAAUAAAGCAGAAAUAAAUUUCUAUCAAUUUAUAAUUGA